Echinococcus granulosus is the source of this 1737-nucleotide messenger RNA. Its product is annotated as Denticleless protein. Bases 1 to 1737 code for a protein of 578 amino acids. The transcript is spliced from 10 exons. Gene Ontology annotation, molecular function: protein-macromolecule adaptor activity; protein binding. Gene Ontology annotation, cellular component: nucleus. The record is from RefSeq and is a predicted model, not a curated record. Lineage: Eukaryota; Metazoa; Platyhelminthes; Cestoda; Cyclophyllidea; Taeniidae. Gene Ontology annotation, biological process: proteasome-mediated ubiquitin-dependent protein catabolic process; mitotic G2 DNA damage checkpoint signaling.
AUGGUCGGCUCUAAACCAACGGAAAGCUUCUUUGAAAAAUUUGAAACCGUGGGGGGUGAUGAGUGCGGCACCUAUGAAAUUACGAGCCUAGGCAUAGUUCUUUCCGAAGGCAAAUGUAUUCCUCUCAUUGGCGUCAGCAACUUUGAAUGCCACAAAAACCAAGCAUUUCACUUGCAUUCCUGCAUCGAUGCCGCGUCACCCCCCUUUGACUGUGAUUUCUCGCCGCGUGAGUUGGAAACUGAUUUACCCAUAACACAGCUACUUUCUCCAGGUGCACCUAGUCUGCUGCUGGUCGCCAAAGAAGACGGGCUGGUGCAUCUCUUCGACACAGAACAGCUUGGUGUCAAAUGGGUCACUCAUGCCGAUCAAUUCCUCACUGCUUCCGGUGACCAAACCAUUAAGCUGAUUGAUUCAGAAACUGGUUCGGUCGUCAGUGUUUAUGUUGGUCAUACGAUGUCUGUCCGCUCCCUCGCCCUCUCUCCUGAAGACCACCAUAUUUUUGCUUCCGCUUCGCGAGAUGGUUCAGUUCGCCUUUGGGAUAUGCGAACACAGAAUUCUGAAGGCGUAGGCAGCUCUGCCCACAUCCAAGGAUGCCAUCUCCCUUCCAUUGAGUCAUCUUCCCGCCGUUCUAGGUCGAAAUCACGAAAGUCCAUGACUGACUCUCAGAGUGUCACCUCUGUCGUCUUUGCCAGGGAGUUCGAGUUAGUCUCCACGGGUUCUACCGAUGGAACGAUAAAAAUUUGGGACAUUCGAAAAAUUACGUCGUUGAAUAAAAUACAGCCGCAACCCAUAACUUCCUUGCCUUACAAUGGAAUUUCUCGGAAACAGUGUGGCUACUCGGACCUGGUUUUGGAUUCAAACCGAAGGCGACUCUACGCUAGUUGUCUGGAUCAUGCUAUCUAUGAGUACGAUCUUACUUCUACCUCGACUAGACCAGCCCUUCUCUACACUGGCCAUCUCACAGGGUCUUUCUACAUCAAACUAAGCCUCAGUCCUGACGACGCCUAUCUGGCUUGUGGCAGUGCAGACAGUCGGGCGUAUAUCUACCGGGUGGGUGCGCGCACCCAGCGUCCCUUUGUACUCUCCGGCCACACCGGCGAGGUCUCCGUGCCGCGCUGGUCAUUCCACGAUCCCACUCGCUUGGUCACGCUGUCGGACACCGCUCAGCUUUUCGUCUGGCGAAUGUUCCCCGCCAGGGAGUACACGAUACCGGAGGCGGGACAGUUGAGGGGCUUGACUGAGUGUCUUUCCCAACCAACGGUCACUGCUGAGCAUCAGAGAAGCCUCCUCGUUCCCGUUUCAACACGGUCCACAGCAGUGGUAUUGGCAACAAAGUCUUCGCCAAUUUCAUCAAAAUCUGGAGGUGAUGCGCUCGACUCAUUCUCUUUACUGGCUAAACGUAGAAGGCAGUUGAAUAUUCGAGACUUCUUGAUGGAUUUGCCGCAGGCCGGUGGUGUGAAUGGUAGUAACCUUAUUGACAAUAGCGGCGGUAGUAACAACAACACACAUUCGUCCACUCUCUCUCCUAAGGGCAAUACAGUAGACGCGGCACCAGAGAUGACGCUCACCUCCUUUGUCUCGGGCUCACAAGUCAUUCAACCCUAUCCAUUUCCUCCGUCCAUCACUACUGCCGCUGUCGCCGUUGCUACUUCUUCGUCAUCACCAACUCCAUCGCUGUCUUAUAAAUGCAAUAGUGACGCCAACCCCCCACUCUGCAAGUUGAAAGUUAAGGUUUAA